Messenger RNA from Silurus meridionalis, 3410 nucleotides. RefSeq names its product calcium/calmodulin-dependent protein kinase (CaM kinase) II delta 2 (gene camk2d2). NCBI's taxonomy places the organism in Eukaryota, Metazoa, Chordata, Actinopteri, Siluriformes, Siluridae. The record is from RefSeq and is a predicted model, not a curated record. Gene Ontology annotation, cellular component: neuron projection; cytoplasm. Gene Ontology annotation, biological process: protein phosphorylation. Gene Ontology annotation, molecular function: ATP binding; calcium/calmodulin-dependent protein kinase activity; calmodulin binding.
UGCUGCCCAAGCGUCUACAGACCGUUUUCAUUCCGGUGAUGGCAGCGUACGUGCGCGCGCUGAUGAGCUGAUCAGAGCUUCUGAACGUUUCUUCUUCUUUCUCCCCAUCUUUCUGUGAAACCCCCCCCCCUUUUUUUCUCUCUUCCUCUCUCCUCCUCCUCCGCGUUUCUUCCCGUCGCAUUUUCUUUCUUCCCUUUUUCUUUUUGAAGAGCUGAUGCUCUAAUUUUGCGCGCGCGACACUCCGGUCUUUUAUUUUCCCUUAAUUUUCAUUUUUUCCCUCUCCCAUCCGGUGCGCGUGCACGGGCCCAGCAUCAGCAUCAGCAUCAGCACCGGUGCGCGUUCCCCUCGCGCUCGCUCCCGAGCUGUGCUUGCUGUGCGCGAGACUUCUUCUCUUCUCGCGCUGCACCAUGGCGCUGACCGUCUGCACGCGCUUUACCGACGAGUACCAGCUUUACGAGGAGCUCGGGAAAGGAGCGUUCUCCGUGGUGAAAAGGUGUGUGAAGAUCUCAUCAGGCCAGGAAUAUGCAGCUAAAAUAAUCAACAAAAAGCUCUCUGCCAGGGAUCAUCAGAAACUGGAGCGAGAAGCUCGAAUAUGCAGACUGUUGAAACACCCCAAUAUAGUUCGGCUUCAUGACAGUAUAUCUGGAGGCUUCCAUUACCUUGUGUUUGAUUUGGUUACUGGAGGAGAACUAUUUGAAGACAUUGUAGCAAGAGAGUAUUAUAGUGAAGCUGAUGCCAGUCACUGUAUUCAGCAGAUUCUGGAGAGCGUUCAUCACUGCCACAUCAACGGCAUCGUACACCGAGAUCUAAAGCCUGAGAAUCUGUUGUUAGCGAGUAAACUUAAGGGAGCUGCAGUGAAGCUGGCUGAUUUUGGACUUGCAAUUGAGGUUCAGGGGGAACAGCAAGCCUGGUUUGGUUUUGCUGGGACUCCUGGUUAUCUGUCUCCUGAGGUUCUGAGGAAAGAUCCCUAUGGCAAACCCGUAGACAUGUGGGCCUGUGGUGUGAUCCUCUACAUCCUGUUAGUUGGUUAUCCCCCAUUUUGGGAUGAAGAUCAGCAUCGUCUCUAUCAGCAGAUUAAAGCCGGAGCGUAUGAUUUUCCAUCUCCAGAAUGGGACACAGUGACUCCUGAAGCAAAAGAUCUGAUUAAUAAAAUGCUCACAAUAAACCCCAACAAACGCAUCACAGCCACCGAGGCCCUCAAACACCCCUGGAUCUGUCAACGCUCCACAGUGGCUUCCAUGAUGCACCGGCAGGAAACUGUGGAGUGUCUGAAGAAGUUUAAUGCCAGGAGGAAGCUAAAGGGAGCCAUUCUGACCACACUGCUCGUUACCAGGAACUUCUCAGCAGCUAAGAGUUUGCUGAACAAGAAGCCGGACAGUGUGAAGGUCAACAACAAGACCAACAAAGACACAGGCUCCUCCCCAGCACUGGAACCCCAGACAACUGUCAUCCACAAUCCAGUGGAGAGAAACAAGGAGUCAACAGAAAGCAACAAUACAACCAUAGAAGAUGAAGACACAAAAGCAUGUCAGAUUGUCAAUAAAGCUCGAAAGCAGGAGAUAAUUAAAGUCACUGAGCAGCUGAUUGAGUCCAUCAACAAUGGAGACUUUGAAACAUAUGCUAAGAUGUGUGAUCCUGGCCUGACGUCUUUUGAGCCUGAGGCUUUGGGGAAUCUGGUAGAAGGACAUGAUUUCCACCGUUUCUACUUCGAGCACGCUCUUUCGAAGGGCACUAAACCAGUCCAUACUAUCCUGUUAAACCCUCACGUGCACCUGAUCGGUGAGGACGCUGCGUGCAUCGCGUACAUUCGUCUCACACAGUAUUUAGACUCGGGACGUCCGAGAACCGCUCAGUCGGAGGAGACGCGGGUGUGGCAUCGCCGCGACGGCAAGUGGCAGAACAUCCACUACCACCGCUCCGGAGCACCCAGUGCCAAGUAUCAAUAACUAAUCACCAAUCAAUCAACCAUCAUUAGUGAUCAUUCACAGUCCACCGUCUGUAGAAAACAGAGUGUGUGUGUGUGUGUGUGUGUGUGUUGCAGCUGAAGUGAGCCAUCCUCUAUGUAAACUGCUGGAGGCCAUGCUCUGCUGCACCAAGCCCCUCCCACCUCAAUAACAUAUCACUGCUUGGACCAGAGAUUUAAAAAUACAUCGCAAUCUCCAUCUCAAACACACACACACACACACACACACACACACACAGAAUAAAAGGGUAGUGUGUUUUUACAAAUCAUUUUAUGUUUAGUUUAUAGAGAGAUAAACGUGUGUGUGUGUGUGUGUGUGUGUGUGUGUGUGUGUGUGUGGUUAGGGUGAUGUGCAUAUGUCAUGUGAUUGUCUUACAAUCUUGUCUCACCUAAUAUAGUUAUGGCUUUGUUUAUACACACACGCACACACACACACACACACACACACACACACAGGAGCUUAGUGUAUUGACACCAUUCUAUCCAUGAAUAAAAGUAUCUAUGCUGUGAGAAUGUAGCAUAAAGAGCACAUGAGCUGUGCAUGCAGGUUAUUAUAGACCUCAUUAAUAUUCAUGUAUCUAAUCUUUAUUCAUACAUAAUCUUAAUAUUUAUGGGUCCAAGCACAUCUCUGUUCUUACACUUCUUCUUCUUAUUAUUAUUAUUAUUGUGUGUGUUGAAGCACAGUGAGGAGUAAAACUGUAGCGUGUAGAAAUGUAGCAGGAUGGCGGCAUGUCCGAUCCAAUCCGAUCUACACGUCGCCUGAUGGUGGUGCUAUAGAGCAGGAGGACUACAAGCAUUUGGUUCCUCACAUUUUAUUUGGGAGUUAUUAUAAUCUAUGCUGUAUUUAUAAAUCCUGGUAAGGAGGGCGUGGCUUAGUGAUCAUCUCUAAAUAAAACAAAUGAUUCUAAAAUGACAGGACUGAAGGAUUAGGGUCUAUUUGUGGAUCAGUGCUUGGACCCCGGUGAUUGCUGCUCAUGGCUGUAUUUAUGUUCUGGGUUUUUUUUCUUUGUGUUAUUAACAGCUUCCUUUUUCUUGCGUCUCUCCCACAGUGCAUUAUGGGUAUUUUUUUAUUUGUUUAUACAUUACUAUAAUAAAUGCUUGAUGGAUUCAGAGUUGUUAAUGACAUCAGUGUGGACGUGUGUUGUAAUGAGGAACACCGUGGGUUUAAAGCUGAUUGGUUAUUGAGGUCUGGAUUUGGUGAUGAUAGAAGGAUGUCAGAAGCGAACGGUCUUCCUUGAGAAAAAACCUCAUUACUGCUCGACUAUGCCAAUCAUUACCCUUUUAGGUUAUUAUUAUGAUUGUUGUUGUUAUUGUUGUCGUUGUUGUUAAUUGAUCUGCUGAAACCUCACUAUAGACAAACUAGCAAAGGUUCAUUUAUCACCAUGACAACGUUUACCAAUUUACUAUUGAAAUUAAAAUACAAUAAAGUCUGAUGUGAAUCAACUCA